AUGAGCAGCUCCCAAUUCUCUUCUCUCGACGUCGUCGCUGCUACUGGCCCAGUUCUCGUAGCCAGCGUGCCCCUCGGCCUUCUGGCCAGAGGCAGUACGACUGGCAUGCGCCCAUAUCGUCUCCAUCGUGGAAAGCCCUUCCCGACACCCUUCCCCAUUCUCAAUGGUCCAGAUACUAGAAGCGGUUCUCCAGGCAGCACUGAUACUACGCCGAGCUCGCCUUUCAGUUCCUUCACUCCAGGCCUUCCAUCCGUUACCAUCUCACUCCAUACUCCCAAUUCCCCCAUGACGAUUAAUGUCAGGAAGCGUGCCCCGGGCACUUAUUUUCCUGACGUCCAUCUGGGCCUUGUUGUCCAUUCAGCGAUCUAG
This is a messenger RNA of Somion occarium, 369 nucleotides long. The record is from the annotation of a GenBank genome assembly. NCBI's taxonomy places the organism in Eukaryota, Fungi, Basidiomycota, Agaricomycetes, Polyporales, Cerrenaceae.